GGAGCGAUGCGGCGCGGUUGAAGAGGAUGAUGAUGAUUGGAGCAAUCAGGUUGAUGAGAAACCCAGCAAGGAAGGAAGGACAAGUGUGAGAGAAGAUACGGGAAGGAAACUCGCGGCGGGAGUGUGGAGGUUGCAAGUCCCGGAUGCGGUUUCUAGCGGCGGAGAUGAGAGGAGAAUGGAUGGGUUAGGGUUUCAGGGAAGUGCUGCUGGACAUUUGGGUCCUCUGUUUUUCUAUCACCAUGAUCAUAAACAUUCUGGCUUCCAAACCAACUACAACUUAAGAAGCAUGCCUAGUCCUCCUGUUGCUCCAACAAAGAGUGGAUUCUUGUGUAAGGAGGCUUCGAUUCCAUUUCCCGACUCUGCGAUGGAGGCGGCAACAAAAUGGGAUCCUAUACGCUUAGCUGCAAGGGAUGACGUCCACCACAUCUACAGCAACGUGAGGCUGAUUGAUCAACGAGUGAAUGCUGCUUCUUCUAUUGAGAUCAAACUGGAGGAGGCUCGUGCUCGCAUAGAAGAUCUCGAGAGUGAGAAGCGAUCUCAGAAAAAGAAGCUUGAGCACUUCUUGAGGAAAGUUAGCGAGGAGAGAGCAUCUUGGCGGUGCAAGGAGCACGAGAAGGUCCGAGCGAUCAUUGAAGACAUGAAAGAUGACAUCAACCGGGAAAAAAAAGCUCGUCAUAAGUUAGAAGCUGUCAAUCUAAAACUAGUCAAUGAGCUUGCAGAUUCAAAGCUGGCUGUGAAGCGUCACAUGCAUGACUACCAAAAGGAAAGGAAGGCAAGAGAGUUAAUCGAAGAAGUUUGCGAUGAACUCGCCAAGGAGAUAGAAGAAGACAAAGCUGAGAUUGAUGCAUUGAAGAGUGAAUCCAUGAAUCUGAGAGAGGAAGUGGAGGACGAGAGAAGAAUGCUGCAGAUGGCUGAGGUUUGGCGUGAGGAACGUGUCCAAAUGAAGCUUAUUGAUGCCAAAUUAGCACUCGAGGAGAAGUACUCACAAAUGAACAAGCUUGUAGGAGAGUUGGAGGCCUUCCUCAGUUCAAGAAAUGCUACUACAAGUGUGAAAGAGGUGAGAGAGGCUGAAGUGUUAAGAGAGACUGUUGCAUCAGUCAGUGAUGUCCAAGAAGUCAAGGAGUUUACAUAUGAGCCCUCAAAACCGGAUGAUAUCUUAAUGUUAUUUGAAGAAAUGAACUUGGGUGAAGCCAUCCAAGAUGGAGAAACCGAGCAAUGCGUUGGUUACAGUCCGGUCAGCCACGGUUCAGAAGUUCACAGGGUAAGCUCAGAUAACAAAGGGAGACUCUCAAAUGCUCUAACUGACAAGAAUGGUGAAUUUGAAGAAGAUGACAGUGGUUGGGAAACUGUGAGCCAUCAGGAAGAACACAGAUCCAGUUUCUCUCCAGAUGAGAGCGUCCAUUUCACUAGCAACAAUCCUCAACGUGACAGCAACGUAUGGGCGAAUGGCACGGAGUUUCAGAAGACUCCAUCGAGAGAAAUAAAAGAAGUAUGCCCGGUUCCUAGAAGGCAGUCCAAGAAGGUAUCGUCAAUGGCGAAGCUCUGGAGUUCAAUAGAAGGUAUCAACGGAAGGGUUUCAUUUUCAAACGCGAGAAAGUCAAAUGCGGGGAUGGUUUCACCAAGGAAAGGCGGAUUCAGGACGUUGGACUUGGUGGGCUCAUCACCAGACUCGGCAUAUGCUAAUGUAAACCGAGGAGGGAUGAAAGGGUGCAUAGAAUGGCCUAGAGGUACACAUAAGAACAACGUGAAGACAAAGCUUAUGGAAGCACAAGUCGAGGGCCAAAAGGUUCAGCUGAAACAUGUCCUUGAGCAUAAUAUCUAGGCUACUACAUACUCUGAAGCUACCUGACUUAAUUCAAGGUGGCCGAGUUGCUAUUGCCAUUAUCUCUUGAUCUAGCCGGUCAAGCCUUCACGGUGGUAGCGAAAAGCAAAAUGAUCUGUGUUUGAUUACUGCCAUAGGCUGGCUUGGUUAGCUUCAGCUACUACCCAACCACUUGUUGGUUGCUAGGGAGCAAAGACUUAAUGGUAGUUUUCUUUGACCAAUUUUGUGGCUAUCUAGCCCAAAUUGAGAUGUUAGGUCAAUGAUAUUUCUUAUAUUUUACUACUACAUUGUCUAUAAACUGUAUGAUGCAUGUUUCUAGCUAUUACCAUUCACAAUAAUGAAGAGAUAUAUAUUUAAA
Molecule: messenger RNA, 2180 nt
Organism: Brassica oleracea var. oleracea
Lineage: Eukaryota; Viridiplantae; Streptophyta; Magnoliopsida; Brassicales; Brassicaceae
Source: RefSeq, a predicted model, not a curated record